UGGUUAGAAUGCGAAGAACAAGAAAUAGGAACUGUCAAAAAAUUCCAUCAUGGUUUCAUUUUAGUUUAGAGCGCAGUUAGAAUAAUUUGAAUAUUUAAUUUUAAAUUGAUAUAUUAAGAAAAUGGCAAUUCUUCCACCGGACCCAAUUUUUUGUUUUAAAGGAGAUAUGGGACACAUUCACAGUCUAUGUUUUCCGUUAAAAAAUGAUAACUAUUGCUCUCAAAUUUUGGCAGCUACAGAAAAAGGGACUGUGUAUUUUUGGGACCUAGAGACUAACCGCCUUCAGUACAAACAAGAAAUGGGCGAAUCUAUUCAGGCAGUUCACUGCUUCGAUGACAAUAUAAUAACACAAGAAAAAUCAGGCAUGGUUAAGCUGUGGUCCAUCAAAAAGAGCUCAUAUAAGUCUCUGAACAGUUACCAGGCUGGUGGGGGUUUUUGCAAGAGUAUUAUUUUGAACAGCAGUUUGAUCGUGCCGCAAGAAGAAGGCACGGUAGAUGUAUUGGAUAUAAAUAGCUUGUCAAAAGUUCAACGGUUGAUCCCUAAUAAGGAGAAGUUAGGGAUGGUAAUGUGCCUGAGGGAUGUUGAAAUCGGUGGGAACCUUUGUUUAUUGGCUGGUUACGAGUCGGGAGACGUAAUACUCUGGGACCUCAACACCUUCAAGCCUUGCAGCCACAUAAAACUACAAGACCACCUCACGUACAUGACUUUCGAUCCCAAUAUGAACCGCGUUGUUUGCGCGGGCUCUUCCAAUUCCCUACAGCUUUUCACGAUUGACAAAUCCCACAACAUGACUCUAAGGUGUGAGUUAUCUAUAACCAACGAGGGUUGCAGCGUGGUCAAGAUGCGCCCCGACGGCAGGAUUUUCGUAUCCGGAGGGUGGGACGGAAGGCUGCGGGUUUUCUCAUGUAAAACGCUGAGGAUCCUCGUGGUGCUCGCCGAGCACAAGGGCCCGGUGACGGACAUACAAUUCUCCCCGUGCGUCAUAAAUUACUGGAACGCCAAGAUUAUGGCGGCGAGCGGCGCAGAUGGCACGAUCACCUUAUGGAAUCUGUAUAAUAACUGAGGGCUGAGCUCCGCCGAAAUAUUUUACGUUUCCUUUUAGCCGUUGUCUCCCCAACGGCCAAUAGGAAUAUUUAGCAUUAAUUUAGUAAACAUAACUUUUGAUUUAGACUGAUUUUGUGUAAAAAGUUAAGAUGAAUAAAAAAGAUCGUAACGUUUUUCACUGCCGGGCGUUUCCAACUAGAUGUAAAUGCAAUAAUACUAAGUACAGUCUGUUCCACAAGAAGGGAGGCGAGACUUUUUCAGAAGUCGUCAAAGUUUUUGGAUCGUUUGUUUGUGUACCGCUUUAACCAACUUCUCAACGAACUUCUUUGACUUUCGACAAUCUAGCUCCAUUUGUACGCGUACCUGAAAAGUCAACCUCGGAGUGUACGUGCAACUCGUUCUGACAAACUACCGCUCUCUUAAACUUUUCGAGCGAGACCGAAAUGAAUUAGUAAUGGUGUCGUAACCCACAAUCGUGCCGUAAAAGAGGGAAAGAAACGCUUUUCAUUUUACUAUAAAAAACCUCGCCUUCUUUCUUGUGGAACAGACCGCAUAAUGGGAGUGUAACGUUCAGGACAAAACUUUUGAGAAUGCGCUUUGGCGAAUAAAUUAGCCCUUUUUGUAUUUUAUCCGUAAAAAUUUGUUUACUGUGGUUAAAUAUAUUAUUAGAAAGGUACAAAAACAAUAUGUUUUAGUGCGUAGAUUAAAAAAUUUAUUUGAAUUAGAAUAAGGUAUAAAAUAAUGAGUCGUAAUGAUGUCGUAUUUCCUGAACAAGGUACUUUCACCCGUUCGAAAGAAAUUUGUAACGUAUUAUGUAAAAAAUUUGUAGUGGCCGGAAUUUUAUCGCAUUUUAAAAACACCGAGGGAGAAACCGGUUGUAAAUCUUCGCUUAACGGGUUUUUACAUGAUAAUCAUUUAACAUUUUUAAAAGCGUUGAUGGUGGUGAAACAAAAAAUGCAGGUUUCAAUUUUGUUUUUUUUUUAAUUCCAAUGUAAAAAUAUCCCGUAUCAGAUCCCAGUUUGCAAAAGUACGGAAAAAAUUUGUUCCUUUACAGUUGCUGAAAAUAUCCCGCAACAAGUUGAUUUCUAAUUAACGGACAAUAUCAAAUUUUGAUAUCACGGUUUAUGAAGGAAUUAAUCUCUUCCACAGUUUUCUAGUGUACAAUCCAUUUCAAUAUUCCAACUAUAUGCAGAAUUUAAGGUAGCCAUUGUGUGAUAAUUUAAUUUGUGCCUCUUGAACUGGAAGUUAUAUCGAUUUAAUUUCUGUAAAGAAAAAGAACGAACCAAUUCAUCCUUCUAGUUUGAGUGACGGCAUAUUAUUGUAAUUGUAUUUAUUUACACAAAUACGCAAAUUAUUAAUUUUCGCAUCGCUUGAUAUAAUAUUCACGGGAACAUUUCAUAAACUGUCUUUUUGUUAAGUUGUGAAUAUUUUUAAUAUAAAAAUUCCUUAUUCGCCGAGAGGCUAUUCUUCUUCACUUUAAGGUUAAUUAAAAGAUCUAACUGACGAACCUUUUUAAUCUUUACUAACAUUUCUUAAAUGGCAGACUUAGUACCUAGUAAGUAGAUGUGAUUGUUUUGUUCGGUGGUCUUAUAUUUUUAAAAUUCUGUCUUGAACAUUACUCGAAAUGCUGCCGAAUAGAAUUUAUUCCCCGUACAAAGUAUUUUUAAUAUCGAGCGAGCUAAAUUUAAUUUUCCUAUUUGUAGCAAUGAUUAUUUACACACCAACAUUAAUGUGAUAUUUUCGACAUAAGAAUGAGACCUCGCUGCAAAUUUAAAACAACCGUUGGACAGCUUCGCGCGAUAUUAUAUACGGGUGAAGGAAAUUUCACGUUAUCGUUAUCCUCCAACGUACCAAAUGGGAAAGUUGCUUUAUUUUUGCAGAGGGGGCAGUAAAUAUAUUUUUAACUACCAAGUAUUGUAUGUAAAAUAUUUAUUUUUGCAAUUAGAAGUAAAUAU
Anoplophora glabripennis (Asian longhorned beetle) is the source of this 2999-nucleotide messenger RNA. Its product is annotated as guanine nucleotide-binding protein subunit beta-like protein 1. NCBI's taxonomy places the organism in Eukaryota, Metazoa, Arthropoda, Insecta, Coleoptera, Cerambycidae. Gene Ontology annotation, molecular function: protein binding. The transcript has 3 exons. The record is from RefSeq and is a predicted model, not a curated record. Bases 122 to 1063 code for a protein of 313 amino acids.